AUGGCAAGGACUAAUGAAGAACUUGUAAUCAAUCAAAGAAAGUGUGUGUUAGAUUUAUUGUCUAAGACUGGAAUGUUGGGAUGUAAACCAACUGAAACACCAAUGGAGGCAAAUUUGCAAUUUGGGAAAGAACUGGGAGCUCGGAGUAGCAUUGGCUGUUGCUACAACUUACUAUCUGAAGAAGGGUUUGAAAAUGAUCGCAUCCAAUAUGGUUUUCCAGUGAGUUGCGGUGUAAGGAGUGUUAGCUUGUCUCUUGGAAAAAGUUCUCGUGAUCUUGCUUGUCAGAGCGCUGAAAGAUGGAAAAGUUUAGGAAAGGACGCUGGUCUCCACAAUUUUGAGCUACAUGCUUUCCGUGCUGCUUUCCAAAUGGUUUUGCAUAAAUAUCUCCCUGAAGUUGGAACAAGUCCUUCAAUUGAGCGCCAAGGGAAGGCAUUGCGCCGUAAGCGGCAAAGGAAGAUAAUUGAGUCUGAACUGCGUGCUGAAGAAAGUACUUAUUCUGAUUUGCCUCGGAGGGCUUGUAAUAGGGCUUGUUCUUUCAUGUACUUAAUGUCUAAUUAA
This is a messenger RNA of Hibiscus syriacus, 558 nucleotides long. RefSeq lists its product as uncharacterized. The coding region runs from base 1 to 558 and encodes 185 amino acids. The record is from RefSeq and is a predicted model, not a curated record. The transcript has 4 exons. Lineage: Eukaryota; Viridiplantae; Streptophyta; Magnoliopsida; Malvales; Malvaceae.